Limanda limanda (common dab) is the source of this 972-nucleotide messenger RNA. RefSeq names its product GRAM domain-containing protein 2B-like. The coding region runs from base 1 to 972 and encodes 323 amino acids. The record is from RefSeq and is a predicted model, not a curated record. Lineage: Eukaryota; Metazoa; Chordata; Actinopteri; Pleuronectiformes; Pleuronectidae. The transcript is spliced from 12 exons.
AUGGUCGCUGUUUCUGAAUACCUAUCUCAGAACGGAGGUGGACCCUUUGGUGCGAGGACAAGCAGCGGAAGGAAAUCGAGACACAGCCGGAGUCUGGACGCGGCCCGACUGGAGAUCAAGGAGAUUAAUCACAGCCUCCUCUCCAGCAUGUACGUCAAGGAUAAGACCAUAGCAGAGGAGAGCCAGGAGCGCUCACAGGAAUUUCUGAAUCAUAAACACCACAAAAGCUUCCACAAGCUGUUCCCAGAUAUUCCCGAGGGGGAGAACCUGACACACGUGUUCACCUGUGCCUUGCAGAAGGAGGUGCUGUAUCACGGAAAACUCUUUCUUUCCAAGAACUACGUGUGUUUUUACUCAUCCGUGCUGCUCAAAGACACCAAGGUGGUGAUUCCUACGUCCAGUGUCAGCGAGGUGAAGAAACAGAACGCAGCUUUGGGCAUGCUGUCCAUCCAAACCGCUGAUGGAGAGAAGCACACAUUUGUGUCUUUGAGGAACCGUGAAUUGUGCCUCACACUCCUGGAAAGCCUCUGCUCAUAUGCACAGCAGAGAGAGAGUCAAAACAGCAGCCCUCAACUCUCCUCUAUAGAAAAUCCAGACGAUCACGAUGUGGGGUCCAGUUAUUCCAGUCUUGACGAGAGCGUGGAUCGAGAUCUGAGCCGACAAAACUGCAUCGAUUAUGACAACUUUUCUGAGCUAGGAAGUGAAGGUGCGACAAGAUGCAGAUCCACUCCUCACAGAAGCCCAAAAAACAACAGAGCUGCAUCGUGGAUGUGGAGUGGUGUUGAGACGGCGGCGUCAUUGGUCUUCCUCAGAGAAAUGAGGAAUCUCAGCGUUUUCUUCUACGUCUACUUUAUGUUAAUUGUGCUGCUGCUGCUGGCGUCUGGCUACAUGUCGCUGAAGAUGUUAGCGCUGGAGGAGCAGCUGAACUCUUUGGGGGUCCUGACUGAGCUGUCUCUGCACCACAGAGAGUGA